Coccomyxa subellipsoidea C-169 is the source of this 2531-nucleotide messenger RNA. RefSeq lists its product as hypothetical. The transcript is spliced from 15 exons. Bases 222 to 2531 code for a protein of 769 amino acids. The record is from RefSeq and is a predicted model, not a curated record. Lineage: Eukaryota; Viridiplantae; Chlorophyta; Trebouxiophyceae; Coccomyxaceae.
CUAAUAGAGAAUUUUUAGAUGUUCAAGAUGCACAGCGCAAAAUCCUGUUGACCUGCUGCACCAUCUGCAGCACUAGUACAAGGGCGAUGCUCUGAACAUAUACCAUGAUCACUCAGGGGGCCUGUUGAGAUAAUUGAUUAUUAAGUGUGAGUCUAGGAAUACAGGUACAAAAUGAACUAUCUGGGUAGCAAGUAAGAGUCCAAGGUUUCAAUGGCCACACCAUGAACCGGACCCUGAGCGCGUCAAAAUCCAUCAAGACCCAGAAAGACUGGCAAAAGCGGCUUGGUGUGAACUGGUAUGCAUGGACGUGCAUAUGGUGGGGAAGCCUUCUACUCGCAGCAAUCGCACCUGCACUUUUGGCUUACCUGGCUAAACUAGGGUCAGGAAUCAAGAACAUUGAUGCAGCAGCAGCAAAGGCGCUCACGUUUGAUGUGGAUCACCCUGUGCACAUCCCCUCCAGGGAUGAGGCAGUGCGAUCCUACGUCAAGACAGAUGCCACUCUGACAGAAUGGCAGGCGGGAAUGUCAGCCUUGUACAAACAGAUUGUGGAUACAACGCCAGUUGGAGAAAUAUCAGACUCGAGCAUGGAGUUCAAGUUUGAUGGCGAUUCGCGCCGGUACAUGAAAAGGUCAAUCACAAGGGAGAUCCGUGCGAUGGCAGUGACGCUCUAUUUCACAGUGGCAGCAUCGCUGUGGCUGCGCGAGAGUAUUCACUUGGCGCUCAUCAUGCUGCAGCUGAAUGUGCUGGAGGGACUGCUCGCGAUAAAGAUCAAGUCCCUGAAUGACUGCGUGGCCAAAGCCGUGCAGCAAAUGCUGGUCAACCAGAUGGAGUUUGCGAUGCUGCCUCUGGAAGACAAUCCUGUGGGUCUUGCACAGCAGCAGCUGUGCUUACAGAAGAUGGACCUCUUCUUUGAGAGCUGGAAUUCAGCGAGGCUGGGCCAAAGCCUGAGGAUACCCUUCAGGGACGACUACAUCGCGCUGCACAUCUCAGUGGUCUUCUCCAUAAUCGUGGCCACCAUGGUUCGGGCUCUGGAGAUCGUGCUCUGCGGCUUCUACCCCGGGCUGCCUCGCUUUGCCAUCGCUCGCCGCAUGCUGUCCUGGGUGACAGCAACAGUACAGGACAUGACCGAGCAUGUGCACCAGCCCACUGAGGGGCCAAGUGGCAGCCCGGGGGGCCCCAUUGCAGCUCAGGGGCGCUGGAUGGGCCUGAGAAUAGGCUUCAUGCGGCGGUUGAGCAGCAGGAGCGCUCCUGGAACACCGAGCGGACCUGCAGCGCAGCCCUCACCAGCUGCUGACAGGAGCAUGAGCCGGUCGGUGCUAACCCUGGCGAUCGCCUGUCUGGUGGUUGUUUCGCAAGCAGCUGAGCUCGACAGAUUAACCACCAGCAACGUGAGAAAUUUGCGGUGGCAGCCAUCCAACGUAGUGAAGGAGAGGGGUAGAAGAUUGCAACAGAGCGUUGCAGGUUCGUCAUUUGCCAACGCGAACAACAUUACCAGCACCAUCGUGAACGCGACUCGGGAUGGAGGCUUUCUAGUGACCGGGAGCUUGUUGCUAAAUGCAAUCAGCCCUUCCCAAGUCACAAUCCAGGUGCCGCAGUCCCUGACAGGAUUCAACACGGUGCUCAAUGCAUCAAGCCUGACUACAACGCCUGUGGCUGCUGGCGCUGGCUGCCUCUACAUUGCCUUCGCCAGCUCAGCCCCAGUGGACGCUUUUGUCUCCACCUAUGAUGACUUUGUCAGCCUUGUGACAGACAGGGGGUCGUAUGACAUCACGCAGAAGAAGCCGAUAGCAGGGUCGAGCUUCAUAAAGGCCUCAAAGGGGAAUGCGACAGUGAAGGUGGAUUCAUCUGACUACUAUGUCAUGGUGAUCGCCAACACUGCCAGCUCUGGCUCGGCAGAUGUGCUGUACCAGUUUGCAACCUACUCUGCAAACUCUACAGUGUGCAAGAAUGCGGGCACGCAGGUGUCUGUUGAUGCCGGUGGACAGGCAACCACAACAAAGGUGCCGCCCUCGCCAGCACCAGCACCCAAGAGCAACAUUACAGGCACAACUCCGUUCUUCUUUGACUUUGCAAAGCUGGCGGACGGCGAUAUCGAGCUGGUCACUGUCAUCACCAAUGCGGCCUGCAUCCGCUACCAGCUGCUGGGCCAGCUGAAGUCGGCGUCCUACUCGGAUCUGGACCUGGCAGUGUUCAUUACGGACACAAACAAGACGCUGGAGUGGGCGGCGGCCGGAUUCAAUUCGACGCUGCAGUACGCCAUCCCGGGCUCCAUCUGCGCGCAGAAUACCACGCGGCAGUCCAUCUGCGAGGCCGGCCUUGCCGAGCUCAAGCAGGGCGAGCGCUACUUCCUCUGGAUCGCCUCCGGGCUGCAGAACCCGGGCAAGGCGGCCAACACGGCCGACGCGCCGCUGCGGUACAGUGCGCGGUCGAACGGCACGUGCCUCGACUACACAUUCCCGCGGCAGCCGCGCACCACGCAGACCAGCGCCCAAGCCGCCCAAGCGCCCAAGAGGCAAGCCACUCCCCGUUGA